AUGGACAGGUACCGCCCGCACCCCGACGAUGGCCACGGUGCCCCGGCGUUCACCAUCCGCCCGACCGGUGCCAGCGGUGCGGCCCGUGCCGGCGGCGGCGGCGGUGGCGGCGCAAAGGCUGGCGCUGAGGGUGGAGGGAGAGGCUGGGGGGACGCUACCCGCGAUCAGCGAGGAUGGGGCAGGGAGGAACGCGAUGGCUACUAUCGCCCGGCCCGCGAUGAUGGCCACGGCGUCGGUACGGCACGCGGUGCCGGCGGUGCCGGCGGUGCCGGCGGCACAAGGGCGGGCGCGAAGGGUGGAGGGGGAGGCGGGGGAAACGCUCCCCGCGAUUGGCCAGGACGGGACCGGGGCGAAACCUUUAAGCACCACGGCCCACAACCCGGUGAUGCCGUCGGUGCGUCACGCCGUGGCAGUGGCAGCGGCGGCGGUGGCGGCGGCGGCGGCGGUAGUGACGGCAGUCACUCUCGCCGGGGCCAAGGUCUCGGCGAGGGCGGCGGUGGUGGUGGUGGUGAUGGUGGUGGCGGAGGCCACAUAUCCCCGUUGCGAGGUGGCAGGGCACGAGUUCCCACCCACGCUGUUCCGAGCAAACGCGGUGGCGGGUACAGCAGUUCCUGGGCGGGGCCGACGUUGCACGGACCGGGAAUAGCACACGGCGACAGGGGUCACUUCCAGUUGGCGCAAGGUGGAAGCCAGGGCCUUGGGGGAGGGACGGCAAACAGGGGAGGGCCGGACAUGGGGGUGGAUGCGGCGGGGCCCAUGGAGCGGGCGGGGCGGACGGGUUGCCCAGCAAGGGGCUUCGGGGCGGAGGGUGCGGCGGCGACACCCAACACCACGGAAACCCCUGGAGGAUGGCCGCACGGCUUGGAGGAGGUUGCGGGCCUCGACGACGUGGAGAGGCUCCAACUUGGGCGGGAGCAGUUCCAACGUGAGAUAAUACAGAAGAUACGGGAGUGGGAGGCGGAAGCACCAGCGCGGGAGCAGGCGGCGCGGAAGGCUCGCGCGGCGGUACGCCUGCAGGCGGUGAUGAGGGGCCGGGUGGGAAGGGAGUUCGCGCGCGGAGAACGCAGCCGACUGACGUCUAUGGCUGUCCUGGCGCAGGCCGUGUACCGGGGACGGGCUGCCCGCCGAGAGGCAGAUGCGCUGCGGGCGGCGAUUCUGGCGGGGGCGAGGGCGAAGAUCACCGUGCCUCUUCAGCGGGCAUUCCGGGCUCGGCGGCGGAGCAGGGCGGAGGCAGCAGCAGCAGCAGCGGGGGAGCAGGCGGCGCGGGAGGCUCGCGCGGCGGUACGCCUGCAGGCGGUGAUGAGGGGUCUGGCGGGGAGGGAGUUCGCGCGCGGAGAGCGCAGCCGGCUGACGUCGAUGGCUGUCUUGGUGCAGGCCGUGUACCGGGGACGGGCUGCCCGCGGACGCGUGGCUGCGCUGCGGAUGGCGUUGGCGGCGAUGGCGAGGGCGAAGGUUGCCGUAUCUAUGCAGCGGGCAUUCCGGGCUCGACGGCGGAGGAGGGCGGAGGCAGCGGCAGCAGUAGCGCGAGAGCAGGCGAUGCGGGAGGCUCGCGCGGUGGUACGCCUGCAGGCGGUGAUGAGGGGGCGGGUGGGGAGGGAGUUCGCGCGCGGAGAGCGCAGCCGACGGACGAUGGCCGUCCUGAUGCAGGCGGCGUACCGGGGACGGGCUGCCCGUCGACACGUGGCUGCCCUGCGGGCGGAGGCAGCGGCAGCCCAGGCGGCAGCGCUGGAGGGAGCGCUGGAGGAGGAGAUGGCUCGCCAUGAGGCAGCGGAGGCCAGUGCAGCGGCGGUAGCGGCUACGGCACUGGCACGGAGGAAGGGAUGGUGGUGGUGGCAGGCGGUCAUGCUGCUGAUGACUGUGGUCGUGGCAGUCGGCACGUGGUCGGUCUUGCUGCUGCAAGGGCCGCUGAGCGUGCCGUGCGGGCGCACCUCGCUGGCGUCAGGCGAAGGGCCGAUGGCGGUCGGCGAGUGCAUCGAGUCCGAGGGGGGCUCCCGGUACCUGGGGUGGGUGCCGGGGGUCAGCUGGAAGGCCCGGCUGACAGUGACCACGGACGGCGCCGUCUACUCGGGGACCGAUGGCAAGGAGGUGCCCUUUUCCGCCGUCCUCGGCAAGGACCUGAGCGGCGACGGCGGCGACGGCGGCGGCGACGGCAAUGGGCAGGACGGGGCGCGGGGCAUGUUCUGCUCCAUGGAAAGGCUGGUCCGCAGGGCCUUGCCGAUUAUUGGCGACUUCGACCACCACGCGCGCAUGAGCGGCGAACGGCUGGUGGUUGGGCGCGGCUUUUUCUGCCGCACCCACGCAACCCCCCGCCCCCCGCCGAGGAGCGUCAUCGACGCUCUUUUCCGAGGCCGCGGCGGCGGGGUCGCCAGCUUUUCGGAGCACACCGGCGACCUGCACGUGGUCAACUCCCGUGGCAAGGUGGAGUGGUCCGCCGGUGACGACGUCAGCAUCAUCAGUGACAGCGCUGGCAGCACUGACAGCACUGGCAGCAACCGCGGCGAGGGCAAGGACCGUGGUGCGGGCAAAGAGCGAUGGUGGAGGCGGGGGUGGGGGAAGAAGGACCUGGCGGAAGAGACGAGUAGUUGGGGAUGAUGCCCAUGGGGCCGACCAUGAACGUGCUCAUUUUCGUUUGGCCCGAGAUUCCCCCUGGGCCGAACGACACACACUCUCUCUAUCUCCCUCUGUGCUGCCUCGAGCUCGUGAGUGAGUGCAUGCGCGUUCAUUUGAUUUCACGAAUUUGGAGACACGUAGAUUAUGUAAGCAUGUACUUAAUAUCGAGAGAAGCGCAUCCACCUAGCAUGCUAUUACUCAUUGGGUCUGCUUCAGUCAUAAUUCCAAGUCGUUUUCUUGCUUUUCUCUUGUUGCUUUGAUUGUGAUGGGUAAAGCUUUCUCGUGUGGGUAGGAUAGCAGGACACUUGAAGCUCGGCACGGAGGAGACGGGUUGGCUUUGAGAUUAAUUUUUUUGCCGUUGCCUGCCACUAACGAGAUGGAUUGUCUACUCCAGUAUGCGAUAGACGGAGAGAGACCCACACACACACGUUUGUUUUUUUGCUGCUUUGGUUUGACUGUCGCUGCUGCCUACCUAGGAUAUGGAUCGCUUCCUAAAGCAUGCCUUGGAUGGAGACAUACACGCACACUUCUUUUUUGUUGCACUUGGGGGUUGUAGAAAGGCAGGUGUCCGGGGUCAUUGUUUUCUGGAACGAAAGACCUGUCUAGCUGUCGUGUUUUGGUUUGGUUUGAUUGUCGUUGCUGCCUACCAAGGAUACAGGUUGCCUACUAAAGCAUGCCGUACAUGGACACACACACAUAGUUUUUUUUCUUUUUUUUUACUGUUGGCCACUCGAGGGCAAGGGCUAUUUGCGAAGACAGUCGAUAGGUGGACACACACAUGUGUUUUUUUAUCUUUUUUGUUUUUCGGUUACCGGCCGACGGCAUGGGUUCGGCCAAGACAGUCUACAGGUGGACACAUGCACACGCACGCACACGCGUUUCAUUUUGUUGCACUUGGGGGUGGGGAAAGGCGGCCGUGCUUGCGGACAUUUUUCUGGAACUAAUUAUCCCUUUUUAGGUCUGGAGGUUUGGUUUGGUUUGACUGUCGCUACUGCCGACCUAGGAUAUGGAUUGCCUACGAAAGCAUGCCGUAGAUGGAGACACACACACGCACACACAUGCUUUUUUUUUUUUACUGUUGGCCACUCGAGGGCAAGGGCUACUCGCUAAGACAGUCGACAGGUGGACACACACACGUCUUUUUUUUCUUUUUGUUUUUUGUUACCGGCCGAUGGCAUGGGUUCGGCGAAGACAAUCAGUCUAUAUCGUGACAUGUACACACACGCACACGCGUUUUAUUUUGUUGCACUUGGGGGUGGGGAAUGGCGGUGCCUGGGGACGUUUUCUUUCUGGAACUGAAGACCCCUUUAGGUCUCAUCUUGUUCGUUGCUUGGUGAUGCUCUGUCUAUUACACAAAAGGGUAAGGGGGGCUACUACUGUUUGUCGGGAACGCUUGCAGUCUUUUAUUAUUCGCUGCUUGUCUUUUUGUUUUACAUGGCUGUUUAUUUUUUUUUCCCGUUCUUUUUUUAGUUCGUUGUCUCACCCGAAGGGAGGAGAAUGAUCGCGAUCAAAUGCUGUGGUUAUGUCAUGUUGUUGUCUGCGGAUACAAUGGGGCCCGGGUCGGGAGUGUUGUUCGGUCGGGGAGACUAUUUUUAUUGCGAGCUGACUUGGUCAGGAGUGGAGCGCCCUUUUAGCCGCUUCGUGCCAUGUCGAACGUUUUUAUUGUGGAGAAGGGGAUUCUGUUUUUCCGCGCUUUGUGAUCAAGUACAUACCCCUCUGCAUGUGUUGUAGGGUAUGCUGCUGCUGCCAGCGGAAAUUAUCUGCAGCCCCUGCUGCAUAACACUGCGUUCGCACUUUUGUUCCGUCUUUUUUUGUUUCACUUCGCUUUGCAUGUCUGUGUCUGAUCUGCUGCGGCUACCGGGAUUGAUCCCGGUAAAGCAGUGGAGGAAAAAACUUGACUGCUGUUGUUGGUGCUUGCAAGAAGCUGAUGGGAAUGUUUGAUUUCGUUUGUAGCCCUUGCUACUACAUAGCGUUGCGUUCGCGCUUUUGUUCCGUCCUUUUUUUUUGUACUUGGCUUUGCACAGUUUGCAUAUGUCGUCGAACGACAAAGUCAUCUGGUGUAUUACCGAUGUGUCUGUCUUCAGCUCGGGAGACCCGACAGCGGUAUUAUUAUUGCGAGUUGAGGGGGACGGUGUUGGAGCGCUCUUGUGGCCGCUGUAUCGACUGAUAUUCGGGUGGGGAUACCCCUUUUGUUUUGUAGCUUCUUUGGAAGUACCUCUGCAUGUCUGUGUCUGAUCUGCUACGGCUACCGGGACUGAUCCCGGUGAAGCAGUGGAGGAAAAAAGAUGACUGCUGUUGGUUCUUGCAAGAAGCUGAUGGGAAUGAGUGCUUGAUUGCCAAAGCAUUUUGUUCUAUCCCCCCACCCCUCCCCCCCCCUGGUGUUUGCCAUCGGGGUUGGGUUUUCGUCGCUUGGCAACGACGUUGUAAAACAAGCCGCCCCCCCCGGUGUUUGCCAUCGGGGUUGGGUUUUCGUCGCUUGGCAACGACGUUGUAAAACAAGCCAAUUCACUUCGUGAACUCGGCAACCAGGUUACCGUUUUUUUUUUUUUUACCUCCGUUUUUUUUUUUGGCGGUAACCAUAAUGGUGGUCGAGUAGAUCAUGUUGUGCGGGGUGGAGAACCCUCGCUCCGCGCAAGGGGGAUGAUCGCACCACGUUGUGUUAAAAUGGUCAAGCACCCUCGAGGCAGUUACACAGUGCUUACAACUGUCUCUGGAAGUGAAAGCACCAGAAAAUAUAGUAAUUCAUACGCAGCUGUCAUCCCUAAGCAAGGAAGUAAGCACAAGAUGCCGAACACCCUUAGCAGGAUGCAACACACCCUUCAUGCGNUUUUGUUUUGUAGCUUCUUUGGAAGUACCUCUGCAUGUCUGUGUCUGAUCUGCUGCGGCUACCGGGACUGAUCCCGGUGAAGCAGUGGAGGAAAAAACUUGACUGCUGUUGGUUCUUGCAAGGAGCUGAUGGGAAUGAGUGGUUGAUUGCCAAAGCAUUUUGUUCUAUCCCCCCACCCCUCCCCCGUUGUUGUUGGACGAUGUAAAGACGGGAUGGUGACGAGCACAAGUAGCUGCAGCUACAGCUACAGCAUUUGUCCGGGCAUCCUUCCUCUUCGAACACAGGUUUCCCCGACAAACCCCGGCAUACCCUCUGACUCUGCCAUACUCUGUGCUACGUGCCCGACAAUCAAUGUAAGGAUGUUCUUGUUUUAUACGAUUGGAGCGAGAUGGAUUAUUUUGUAGAGCAGGCGCCCCCCUGCCCUCCCUUCCCCGCUUCCUUGUGCUCUGCCAAGCGUUACUCUGUUUUGGUGGAUAGAAGAUGUGGUCGUCAUGGCCGCUCUUGGCACCUAGUGGGACCCGUUGCUGGUGGCAGUGUUUUUUUUUUGUUUUGUUGUGGCUUCCACGAAAGUCCCGUGUUUGUGUGUCGCACUAGUUGCCGGUGCUACGACAGCAGUUAAUUCGUGUGGCACGUGACGUGGAGAGCUGAUUCUGCUACUUGUAUGGAGAGGGCUGCUUUUUGCGGUGGCGGUGCUAGUUGCGCUUGUCCGUGGCGACACAGAUAGAUGAGUCGAUCCAUGAGCACUCCUUCAAGUGCCGGUGGUGUGAGUCGACAGAGGUUUUUGUUUAACGCAACUCGGAGGGCGAGUGCAUCAUUUACAGGACGUAGGAAACAUGUGUGUGUGUUGUGUGUGUGUUAUUGUUUACUAGCAGCAUCGACCACGCUACCCGACUGACCGUUGAAAGACUCAAGUCUCCGUGCGGCUAAAUCCGGGAAAUGCUUCUCCAAAUGCCUUGAUCUGGGGCCUCGUAAGGGGGGGUCACGGGGGGGGGGCUAGGCUAUUCUCCGGAGAGUGUGUGUGCCUCUCUCUCUCUCUCUCUCUCUCCUAUUGUCAUCGACCACGUGGGCGUGGGUGUGGAUAUCUCUCUUUGCUUCAACGUUUCCGGCAGGUCAGGUGUCAAAUGUUUUUUUUGGCACAUCGUGCGUGUGUUGUGUCCAUUUCAACGACUAGAUUUGGUUCCUUCGAUGGUUGGCUGUUUGCUACCUAUUUUCUGAUACACACGCUUCCCAAUUGACCAUUGAUAGACGCCAGUUUCAGCGCGGUGUAAUCCGGGCAAUCUUCUAGAUGCCAUGAUCUGGGGCCUCGUGAUGCGGGGUCACGCGGGGAGGCUAGGUUAUUCUCCGGAGUGUGUGUGCGUGUGUAUCUCUCUCUCUUAUUUGACCUCGACCACGGUGUGUGUGUGGGUGGAUGUAUGGAUAUCUAUCUUUGCUUCAAUGUUUAUGGCAGCUCAGGUGUACCUGUUGUUUUGGCAAGCAAUGUGUGUGUUGUGUCUAUUUCGACGACUAAUAAAAUAGAGUUGAUUCCCUCGAUGGUUGACUACGCGUUACCUAUUUUCCGAAACACCAAUCCUUCUAUGUUUCGAUACUGCAGGCGGUUGUUGUACGUCGGUAGUGCACACGAGUGUUGGGCUAUACCGGUGUCUUGAAGGUUGAAGAACAACAUCCAAAGGGCUUCGGUUUUCGUUUUGGAUUGAUUUUGCGAGACUCUGCUCUGCCUACUACACAGCAGUAUUAUCGAAAGGGGGCGAUUGGUACAUUUUCGCAAGGAAGCAACUACUGCAGCGGUGUUUCGCCCUUGGUGCGCUAUUCAUAGAGCGCGUUUGCCUGCCGCGGGGGGGCGCGAUACGUUUGUUUUUGG
Ectocarpus sp. CCAP 1310/34 is the source of this 7295-nucleotide messenger RNA. The record is from the annotation of a GenBank genome assembly. NCBI's taxonomy places the organism in Eukaryota, Phaeophyceae, Ectocarpales, Ectocarpaceae.